Physcomitrium patens is the source of this 2011-nucleotide messenger RNA. Its product is annotated as protein ELC-like. Gene Ontology annotation, biological process: protein transport; endosome to lysosome transport; protein modification process. Gene Ontology annotation, cellular component: ESCRT I complex. The record is from RefSeq and is a predicted model, not a curated record. Gene Ontology annotation, molecular function: ubiquitin binding. Lineage: Eukaryota; Viridiplantae; Streptophyta; Bryopsida; Funariales; Funariaceae.
GUCCCAUCCUGCCCAGUUUGGUGUCUUCACGGACCUUCUGGUGUCUUCCAAUUGUAGGUCCGUUCCACGCUCUUGCCUCUCCAGGGGUCCAACGCCGUCGGCCUCCUUUACACGACACUUCACUUGGUGUUUUGCGGCUUCUCUUUUGUCUGCUACAUCUUGCUUCUUCGAGUGCGCUAUCGUCUUGGUCGUCGCGUUCGCUGCGAUUUUUUUUUUUUUUUUUUUUUUUUUUUUUGUUGAGAGCAGCGGUAGGGAAGGUUGGUGGGUAGAAUUCGGCACUGGGAGGUGUUGGGUAUGCUCGCGUGUCGAUAUUCUGGUGCCUCUUUGUGGUGGUUUGGUCCAGGGUUCUGGCGUGAUUGCGGCCAAGAUAGAGGGAUCACGAGGUUGGAUUUAUGAAUAAGAUGGUGGGACGGCCGGGUACGCCGAACUCGCAAUCUGUGACUCAGUUUCUGAAUCAGGCGUUGUCGCAGAGGGGGCCGCAAGCCUUGGCAUAUGUGGAGGACGACAAAUGGACAAUCCGGGAGCAUCUUUUGAAAGUCCUUCAGGAGUUUCCCGGUUUGCAGGUCAAGACUGCUGUGUUCAAUCACAAUGAUGGGCGGAUUCUGAACCUAUUGCAAGCUGAGGGAACUAUUCCCAUGUUUUAUCAGGAUGUUAAGUACAAUAUUCCUGUCACCUUGUGGCUUCUUGAAACAUACCCUCGCCAAGCUCCUUUAGUGUUUGUUAAUCCAACUCGAGAUAUGAUAAUCACGCCCCGUCACCCUAAUGUAGAUGGAUCAGGCAUGGUAAACUCUAUAUCUCUUCAGCAAUGGAUUUACCCUAGGUCAAAUUUAGUUGAAUUGGUUCAAAGCCUGUCUCUUCUAUUUGGGCAAAAACCUCCUUUAUAUUCAAGGCCGUCUGUUUCAGUUAGCGUUCGGCCCCCGCCCCCUCCAACACCACCACCACCAUUUAUGAAUCCAAUUCACACAGGUGGUGCAACUAUGCAAUUGAAUCCCACCUCAUCUCCAGGUCCUUCUCCUGCCCAGUCCCCAAGACUUUCACUUCCAUAUCCUCCAUAUCAGCAUUCGCCACCUCCGCCUCCUCAUAUCCGUAACGACGACCCGCAAGAACAGUAUAGAAGGAAUGCUGUUAAUGCUUUGACCGAGAAGGUGAGAAGUGAUAUCAAAAGACUGAUGCAGGAGCGGCACAACGAGAUGGAAUCAAUCUUCAAAACACAGCAACUGUUGGGUCAAAGGUCGGAGCAGCUGAAGAAUGGACUUCGGGAGUUGAACGGAGAAAAAGCGGCUCUUGAAAAUCAACUACAAGCUACGUUGACUAACACAAGCAUAUUGGAGAACUGGCUCAAGGCUAAUGACAAGGGUAUCGCCCAUGUUGACAUCGAUGAUGUUUUUGAGCCAGCCGACACUCUGUCUAAGCAGCUGCUCGAAUCCCAAUCUUCUGAUCUGGCUAUUGAAGAUGUGCUGUAUGCCAUUGAUAAAGGAGCUCAAGAUUUGGUAGUUCCUGUCGAAGCCUACUUGAAGCACGUAAGAGUUCUCGCUCGAGAGCAGUUUUUUCAUCGUGCUACCGCUCAGAAAAUUAGGCAAAUGCAAGUGUCCGCACAGGUCGACAACAUGGCAUCACGGGCUUCUUAUGUCUCAUAGUAUUCUUCGAUGUUUUGGCCAUUUAAUUUGCUUAUUGGCACUCUCAAGUCAGGUCAGGAUGCGUUUCUGUUUAUGACAAUCCUUCCCUAAUGAAAUCUCUUUGUAAAUAUCGUAGUGAGUGAACUCUGCCAACUACUUGCAAGUGUUGGCCGUUCAUUCGUCCUGUUGAGUAUUGUAAUACAAUACCGCAUUAGGCGUGCCAGGCGUCACUGCUUGCGGAGUUUGCACAUAUUCUGUCAUAAGCUCUCCCUAGACUUGAUCAACCUUAGCCUUCUAUAGUCUAGGUCUAAGAUUACACCGUGCCUCUUUCGCUUUACAUUAUUCUUUUACAAUUCCAUCAUACGUAGAUACGCACAUGAGUUUGUUUUCAUUCA